Penicillium arizonense is the source of this 999-nucleotide messenger RNA. RefSeq names its product TauD/TfdA dioxygenase family protein. The record is from RefSeq and is a predicted model, not a curated record. NCBI's taxonomy places the organism in Eukaryota, Fungi, Ascomycota, Eurotiomycetes, Eurotiales, Aspergillaceae. The transcript has 5 exons. Bases 1 to 999 code for a protein of 332 amino acids. Gene Ontology annotation, molecular function: 2-oxoglutarate-dependent dioxygenase activity. Gene Ontology annotation, cellular component: cytoplasm.
AUGUCGAGCACAACAAUCAUCACCCCGGGCACAAUCACACGAGAGAAGAACGAGAAUGGCGACCCUCUGUAUCCUGGUUACAUGCCAUUCUAUGAUCCUCUCGAGAAGGUAGACGACAUCGGUGCUUUCGAGCAUUUCGAUCCUGGUCACCGCGCUGAUCCCAAGUUGCCCAAUCUUCUGAAGACCGCGACCAAAGUCUGGGACCUAUCUCCUCAUGUGGGAACUGAGGUUCAUGGAGUUCAGCUGUCUCAACUCGACAGCGCCGGUUUGGAUGAACUAGCCCUUCUUGCUGCGCAGAGAGGUGCCUUGGUAUUCCGCGAUCAAGAUUUUGUGGAUAUUGGCUUCGAGGCACAAAAGAAACUUGUCAGUCAUUUUGGUCCUCUGCACAUUCACGGUUGGGCCCCUCAUCCUGCUGCGGGAUCUGAACAGCACAUGAUUAUCUACGAUCACAUGGAUGAUCUCCGUGUUCGCCAAUCUUGGGCCGGUCGUAGCCCAGUUCAAUGGCACACAGACCAGAGUCCCGAGCAGCAACCCCCUGGAACCACUUUCAUUGCUAUGCUCGAGUCCCCAACUACCGCUGGCGGAGACACUCUUGUAAGUUCCAGCGUGAGGGCAUAUAGCAGUCUCUCGCCUCGCUUCCGCAAGCGCCUUGAAGGCCUGACAGCCAUUCACACAAAUAACGACGGUGUCAGUCAAGAGCUCAAGCAGGGUCAACAAGCCGUGAUGCGGCGUGGAGUGCUUCAGGCUGAACACCCCGUUGUACUUGUUCACCCUGUUACGAAGCAAAAAGCCCUUUAUGUAAACCCAGUCUACACGAAGAAAAUCGUCGGGUUUGACCAGGAAGAGUCGGACUGCAUCCUCAAAUUCCUUUUCGAUCACAUCGCCAAGCGACAAGAUUUCUCUUGUCGGAUCCGUUAUGAAGCUGGCACUGUACUUGUAUGGGACCAGCGAGUCACCAAUCACUCGCAGACUCUCGAUUACCCCGUUGGAGAUCAUUGA